GCAGAAACGAAAUAAACGGAGCGAGGGUACCAGGCUUUGGUUAUGCUUACAGCUCGUCUUCGGGGAUAAUUAAGGCUAUAAAGCUGUGAUCAGGAGGCAAGAAUGUCUGGAUAUGGAGCUGGCAAUGACAGGUUCCAGGGACCAGCCAGCAACAACCAGCCUCUGGAAUUUGGUAACAGGAUGGGUGGGGGCGGCUCGCCGGACAGCGGGGACCGGCGCGGCUCUCGGGCGCGGGGUGGCUCUCGCGGCGGCCGGCCCGGCAUCGGGCGCAGCUACCAGGACAACGGCGGCCCAGACGCCGGCGGCGACUUCAACGGCAGGAGGAACGAUGUCUCCGGUAGUCGGCGAGACCGCGGACGCCGGGAUGGCAGUCACAACAGCGGAAUACAGAUGGGCGGCAUGGUGCCACCGGGGGGUGUGUGA
Molecule: messenger RNA, 423 nt
Organism: Pollicipes pollicipes
Lineage: Eukaryota; Metazoa; Arthropoda; Thecostraca; Pollicipedomorpha; Pollicipedidae
Product: RNA-binding protein FUS-like
Exons: 5
Coding region: 103-423 (106 amino acids)
Source: RefSeq, a predicted model, not a curated record